Physella acuta is the source of this 3485-nucleotide messenger RNA. RefSeq lists its product as uncharacterized. Lineage: Eukaryota; Metazoa; Mollusca; Gastropoda; Physidae. The record is from RefSeq and is a predicted model, not a curated record.
UAGCCCACAGAACAUCCACGGGACAAAUUCGAAAAAUCGUGGAGAGUACAGAGAAGUCAUCACCAUUACAGCUGUGGGUGCCGAUUGUCUUCAAACUAUUUACGCUAAUUUAUAGAGGUGUGGUCCUAUACCGUCAACAUAUUUACAAAACAGAUUUUCCCCGCACUGAGCAGCAAACAUGAGCUGGCCCUUGUACGAGAUAGCCGUCAUCACGCCAUUCACGGCCAAUGUCCAAGAUAAGCUGACCGUUGAAGAUGUAUGUCAAGGUCGAAUGCCCCAGGCCACGUACGCAACAAACUACUUGAACUUGCCCGGUGUCUACACAAAGAAUACCCCAAACUAUUUGUCUUUUUCCCGGCCGUACGAAGUGGCUGAAAGCGUGACUGGUUACUCGGUGGAGAGCGUGUCCUCGUGGACGAGAAGCACUGACACCGUGUUUACAGACUCUUCAGUCUCCGAGUUCAAAUCCUGCCAGUCCCACGUCAGUUAUAAAGACAAUGAAGGUCCAGAACUUCGUUUUAUACAAGUACCCAGACAAAAUAACACGAACUGUAUUCCAUCGAACUGUAGCGAUGCCCAAAGUUCGGGUACUGAAAGUUUACAGACGCCUGUUAAUUUGGACAUUGAGACCAUGUUGAUGAAAGUUGCCGGGGACAUUUGUGCCCUGGUACAAGUCCCAGACAGUAAUGACAUUCCUCAACAAACUUUCGAGACUAACACCCAUGACGCUGAGUUAUUUAACGAAGCUGUUAGGUUCAACACAGUGGGGUAUCCGCCAUUAAACAACUUAUCAUUUGAAAAACCUGAAUUGUCUGGCUUUUCGGUUUUAUCGAAAAGUGGGGAGUCGUAUCUGUCUGCGAUGAGUGUGUGUCGGGACAGCGAUGCCAGUUCUUCCGCCUUCAGUAGCUGUAGAGUGUCCAGGGCGUCGAGUCAAUGCGACUUGCACGAAUUGGGAAAUCCCGAAGAGAAUUUCGCGGACGUUGAAUCGGCCGAGUACGACUCGCUGGCGCCGAAGUUGAAAGUGAAACCGAAACUACGAAACAGGAAGCCGAUGGCGACCAUGUUCACGCCCCCUCAGACUCGGGACGACUCCGGAGCGAGUAAGGUUAAAACAGAUCUACCCCGGCUGAAACUGGUGGAGACGGACGAGCAGAGCGGGUUCGAAUCCGGAAGCCGGGCGUCCAGCGGGUACUGCGAUAGCCCGACGCUGUCGUCUGCUUGUUCUGAACACGAGUUCUCAUACCUGAAUCCGCUCUGUAAACCUUUCGUGCCGAGGUCGAACCUAUCCCAGGAAUACCUUUCUUCAGGUUUGUCGUCGUCUGAAAGCGUAGGUUCCCGCGAGAUUUGGAACUUCACACAUUUGGUACAGCCCUCGACGGAAAACCUUGCACGUCUGCCUGGGAAUUCUGCAGUCUUUGAUAGCGGAAUUGAGCAGACUAAUCUUUGGAAUACGACUCAUGCCAGCACGCACUCCUCAUCCUUGCAACAGACAUUCGACGAAGCAGCAAUGCCGGAAACUGUAUUUGAACCCAAAGGUAGUCAUUGCGUAAUUCCUGACAUCGUAAUACAACCGCAUUCAGAUUUUAAGGACACUUCAGAUUUGUGCCCGUACAGAUGUAAACUUGUACAUAAGGGAGAUUUUACGCCCAUUGACCAGCUGAAGAAAGAAUCGCUCCCUAAGGACUUUCAAACAACGAAACAUCUAGACCAAGUAGUCACAAUAUCUCAACGAGUUGUAAAAUUACGUCUGCGGAAAUCAUUUGCUUUUGAGCCUUUAGAACCGGAGUUCAGCCUGUGUAAUUCAUGUACUGAUAGUUCAACCCACACGGAAAAUUCCGGCUACGAACAUUUCGGCACUGGGUUUGCAUGCAACGUUAACGAACACUAUAUUGAAAUCCGAACGCAUUACAAAAUGGUAGGCUCACCGGAAGAAGCGGAAAAGACUGAGGUCACUUUCUCUUUGGCUUUUCCGGAUGGCGGGAAAUGUGUGCAAAUACUUUGCCAGGGUCAAAGGGAGGGCUUCCACAGACCCGCCCACUCGCAUGUGACAGUCUUCACUUGUCUGACUCCGCGAAGCUUGCUGCCAUUUUUGCACUUGUUCACCCAAGUUCCAUCAAGGUGUCGCUCCAGCCUUUUCAACGACUCAUGCUAUUUCAGCGAUUCCAGUUUAGAUUCCAGCACCUCUGAGACCUCGACGCCAAGCGCACCGAAAAACGGCGCAGAAAAUAACGCUACAGACUUGCACAGCAAAGAUGGUGCGAAACAUUCUUCCUACGCCGAGGUUGUCGGUAACGCAAGACAUGAAAACAAAUUCAGCUUCGCGGAUUCUCGACUACCAAAUUUGACUGAAAUUUCUCGCGAGUUCCAUGAUGACACAAUUCACGGCGGGAUUCGAACCCCAACCACAUCGUUUACUGGUGGAAGAGUAGCGUCUCCUCUGGCGAUUAUAGAGAGAAGGCUAAAAGACAAAGAGAAGAUUGGGUGUUGUCCAUACAGCGAUGAGGCCACCUUUGGAACGAACGGACUCUACACGCAUUUCUCCAGUUAUGCAGGUGAUGUGCUGUCUCAGACUGAACUCUUCACAAAGCCGUUACUAAGGGUCGCUACCCCGCUCAGCAAUCCCUCCCCUCUUGAGUCGUCAUGGGAAUACGAGGCUUUGAUAUACGCACAGAGCUUCCAUAGAGAUGCCUACAACAGAUUGCACAAGCCAGCCACAAACGUCAACAGAAGUUCGUCUCUGUCGAGCUGGUCCAAUUCCAACCAAUGGGAUGAUCAACUUUUGUCAGGUGACACUGGGCUAGGUCAAACCCUUGUGAGCGAUCAAGUCAAUGCGCACUAUUGGAAUCUCCUUAAUGAAAACAAUUCGUUUUACUCAACAGGUGACAGCUAUUUGAAAACAUGGGACAAAGAUCUGAUUAACGUUGAUGAAAAUCUGUAUCCACUUGCUGAAUUUAAUCAUUUCGAAAAAAUGGUGAACGACAUUCUUGACGAAGGGGAAAGUCAGAAAACAUGCUGUCGAAAAAGUUAUACGGAAAAUCAGCCACGACACAGAAGAAAUAGUUUUGGGAAUUCCCAUUCUAAUAAUACACAUUCGAUCAUAAUCUCGCACCCCCAUGGAGGACGGAAAGUAAUUUCCUGUGGCAGUUUCUCGAGCCAUUUCCACAUCGGCGGAGAUUUGUACGACACCCCGACCUGCAUGGGGUGCUGUGGUGCUCCCGUCUUAACGUUUUCCGGCGAAGACGUGUACGUAACGCAUCUGGUUCACGCUGGUACAACCAAAGUGUACGGAGUCACCAGCGGAAUGGGCGUGUCGUUUUUCUACUCAAACUAUUAACUAGUAUUAACGUCUGUGAUGAUCUACCUCUACUCUUAAAUGUUCAUGUUCAUAUUUUUAUAACGUAUUUAAAUGCAUAGUUUUAAAUUUUCCUAUACAAGGAAAUUUUUACAUAUUUUUAAACUUGCUCAGCGAAUUUUUCUUUACAUUU